Molecule: messenger RNA, 7632 nt
Organism: Sphaerodactylus townsendi
Lineage: Eukaryota; Metazoa; Chordata; Lepidosauria; Squamata; Sphaerodactylidae
Product: zinc finger protein 708-like
Exons: 9
Coding region: 39-5117 (1692 amino acids)
Biological process (GO): regulation of transcription by RNA polymerase II
Molecular function (GO): RNA polymerase II cis-regulatory region sequence-specific DNA binding; DNA-binding transcription factor activity, RNA polymerase II-specific
Source: RefSeq, a predicted model, not a curated record
CUUAAUUGUUGGAAGCCACCCCAUAGGAGAAGAAGGAGAUGGCAAAGCAGGGCUCAAAAGGACCUGGACCUGGUAAGAGAGCAAGGAAAGACCCCCUUCCCAUCCAAGCUGAGAGUGGUGCUGAAUUCUGGGAGAGAGUUGUGCCAGAGGUCUGUGAUCAGAAGCCCCUGAACUUAGAAGAACUUUGCCAACGCUUCCGGCAGUUCCGCUACCAUCAUGCUGAUGGGCCCCGAGAGGUUUGCAGCCAGCUCCAUGGACUUUGCAGCCACUGGCUGAAGCCGGAGAGACACUCCAAGAAGCAGAUCCUGGACCUGGUGAUCCUGGACCAGUUCCUGACCAUCCUGCCUCAUGAAAUGCAACGCUGGGUCAGAGGAUGUGAUCCAGAGACCAGUUCUCAAGCAGUGGCCCUGGCCGAAGCUUUCCUCCUGAGUCAGGCAGAGGAGAAGAGGCAAGCAGAACAGAGGUGGGGUCCAUCCGUGAAAAUGGAAGCAAAGUUUUCUCAGACAGAAGGAGGGGAUCUGACCUGGGCCCAGGAAAAUACCCCAAAUGCCCUCUCACGUGGCAAUGAAGAGACAGUGUUGAACUAUUCUCUCUGUGGAGGUGUGGAAACAGCUGCUGAACCUCCAAUGCAGGUUUCCUUUGAGGAGGUGGCCGUGUAUUUUACAGAGGCGGAGUGGGCAUUGCUGGACCCAGAGGAAAGAGCUCUUUAUGAGGACGUCAUGGUGGAGAACUACGGGAGUGUGGCAUGUCUGGCAGGGUAUGAACAGCGGAAUGAGGGUGAUCACAAGGUGCAUCAGCUAUUGCCUGGGAAAGUCAAGAAUGAAGAUCUGAAAGGAAACAUCUGGAAUCAAGGUGGACCUAAGAGCCAAAAAGGAAGUCACAUGGCUAAGAGGGAUAAACCCAUUUCCCGCCAAUGGCAGGAUUUUCAUGAAGUAAUACACAUGGAGGAAGAAGCAUAUAGGUGCUUAGAGUGUGGAAUGAACUUCUCAGAUAAAAACCAGUAUGAGAUCCAUUUGCAAGUGCACAGUGGAAAGAUGUCCCAUCAAUGCUUGGAGUGUGGUAAGACCUUCCUUUGCAGAGUAGAGUUACUUGGGCAUAAAAGAACACAUAAAGGAGAGAAACCUUAUAGCUACUCAUGCUAUGGCAAGAGCUUCUCACAAAAAUCAGAUCUUUUUCAACACCAAAGGACUCACUCAGCAGAGAAGCCAUUCAUCUACUUAGAGUGGGGAAAGACCUUCUGUGGUAGAAGAAAGGGUAAUGUUCGUAUUCUAAAGCACAGUAUAAUGAGGGCACAGAAAUGCUUUCGGUGUGGAAAAUUCUUCAGCUGCAGAUCAAAGCUUCUUGUGCACCAAAGAACCCACACAGGAGAGAAGCCUUUUGAAUGCUCAGAGUGUGGAAAGAGAUUCAGUCAGAGUUGCCAUCUUCAACAGCAUCAAAGAACUCAUACAAAGGAGAGACCUUUUGAAUGCACACUGUGUGGAAAGAGUUUCAGUCGGAGUAGCACUCUUCAACAGCAUCAAAAAACUCACACAAAGGAGAAACCUUUUGAAUGCUCAUUGUGUGGAAAGAGAUUCAGUCGGAGUAGCACUCUUCAACAGCAUCAAAGAACUCAUGCAAAGGAGAAACCUUUUGAAUGCUCAUUGUGUGGAAAGAGAUUCAGCCGGAAUGACAAUCUUCAAAACCAUCAAAGAACUCACACAAAGGAGAAACCUUUUGAGUGCACACUGUGUGGAAAGAGAUUCAGUCAUAGUAGCACUCUUCAACAGCAUCGAAGAACUCACACUAAGGAGAGACCUUUUGAAUGCUCCGAGUGUGGAAAGAGAUUCAGUGUGAGUAGCAAUCUUCAACAGCAUCAGAGAAUUCACAGAAAGGAGACCCCUUUUGAAUGCUCAGAGUGUGGAAAGAAAUUCAGUCAGAGGAGUGCUCUUCAAAGGCAUCAGAGAACUUAUACAAAUGAGAAACCUUUUGAAUGCUCCUUGUGUGGAAAAAGAUUCAAUUGGAGUAGUGCUCUUCAACAGCAUCAAAGAACUCACUCAAAGGAGAGACCUUUUGAAUGCUCAGACUGUGGAAAGAAAUUUAGUCGUAGUAGCACUCUUCAUGAGCAUCAAAGAAUCCACUCAGGAGAGAGACCUUUUGAAUGCUCAGAGUGUGGAAAGAGAUUCAGUCAUAAUGGCAACCUUCAAAGUCAUCAAAGAACUCACACAAAAGAGAGACCUUUUGAAUGCUCAGAGUGUGGAAAGAGAUUCAGUCACAGUAGCAAUCUUCAAAGGCAUGAACACAUCCACACUGGGGAGAAACCAUAUAAAUGCUUGGUGUGCGGAAAAGGCUUUGCUCGCAGUUCACAUCUUACUCAACAUCAACCCAUCCACACUGGGGAGAAACCAUAUAAAUGCUUGGAGUGUGGGAAGAGCUUUGCUCAAAGUAUAGGUCUAACUAUCCAUCAACGAAUCCACACUGGGGAGAAACCAUAUAAAUGCUUGGAGUGUGGGAAGAGCUUUGCUCAUAGUUCACAUCUUACCCAACAUCAACCCAUCCACACUGGGGAGAAACCAUAUAAAUGCAAGGAGUGUGGAAAGAGCUUUGCACACAGUUCCCGUCUUACUCAACAUCAACGAAUCCACACUGGGGAGAAACCCUAUAAAUGCAAGGAGUGUGCCAAGAGCUUUGCUCAGAGUACACAUCUUACUAUCCAUCAACGAAUCCACACUGGGGAGAAACCAUACAAAUGCUUGGAAUGUGCCAAGAGCUUUGCUCAGAGCACACAUCUUACUAAACAUCAACAGAUCCAUAUUGAGGAGAGAACGUAUAAAUGUUUGGAGUUUGAAAAAAGCUUUGUUCAUAGUUCAAGCCUUAUUCCACAUCAACAAAUCCACACUGAGGAGAAACCAUAUAAAUGCUUGGAGUGUGCCAAGAGCUUUGGUCAGAGUGCACAUCUUAUUAUCCAUCAACGAAUCCACACUGGGGAGAAACCAUAUACAUGUUUGGAUUGUGGAAAGAGCUUUACUCACAAUUCAACACUUACUCAACAUCAACGAACCCACACUGGUGAGAAACCUUACAAAUGCUUGGAGUGUGCCAAGAGCUUUGCUCAGAGUUCACAUCUUACUAUUCAUCAACGAAACCACACCGGGAAGAAACCAUAUAAAUGCUUGGAUUGUGGAAAGAACUUCGUUUACAGUUCACAUCUUACUCAACAUCAACGAAUCCACACUGGUGAAAAGCCAUAUAAAUGCCUGGAGUGUGGAAAAAACUUUGUUUACAGUUCACAUCUUACUCAACAUCAACGAAUCCACACUGGGGAAAAACCAUAUAAAUGCCUGGAUUGUGGAAAGAGCUUUUCUCAGAAUUCACAUCUUACUAAACAUCAACAAAUCCACACCGGGAAGAAACUUUAUAAAUGCUUGGAGUAUACUGGAGAGAAACCAUAUAAAUGCUUGGAGUGUGGAAAGAGUUUUUCUCAGAGUUCCCAUCUUACUCAACAUCAACGAAUUCACACUGGGGAAAAACCAUAUAAAUGCUUACAAUGUGGUAAGAGCUUUUCUCAGGGUUCACAUCUUACUAAACAUCAACGAAUCCACACUGGGAAGAAACCAUAUAAAUGCUUGAAGGUUUGUGGAAAGAACUUUGCUAAGUAUUCCCUCCUUGCUGCUCAUCAACUAAUCCAUACAGGGGAGAAACCACAUAAAUGCUUCGAUUGUGGGAAGAGCUUUGCUUGGAAUUCUUUGCUUACUCACCAUCAACGUGUCCACACUGGGGAUAAACCAUACAAAUGCUUGCAGUGUGGAAAGAAAUUUGCUUGGAGCUCAAUGCUGAGGGCCCAUCAACGUAUCCAUACUGGAGAGAAACCUUAUAAAUGCUUGGAGUGUGGAAAGAGCUUUACUCAUAGUUGCAGUCUUGCUGCUCAUCGACAAACCCACGGUGGAGAGAAACAGUAUAAAUGCUUGGAGUGCGGAAAGAGCUUUCCUUGUGCUUCAAAACUUAUUAUCCAUCAACGUGUCCACACUGGGGUGAAACCAUAUAAAUGCUUGGAUUGUGGAAAAAGCUUUGCAUGCAGUUCACAGCUUACUGUUCAUCACCGUGUCCACACUGGAGAGAAACCAUACAAAUGCUUGCAGUGUGGAAAGGAAUUUGCUUGGAGUUCAGUGCUUACGACUCAUCAACGUAUCCAUACUGGGGAGAAACCAUAUAAAUGCUUGGAGUGUGGAAAAAGCUUUGCUCACAGUUGCAGCCUGGCUGCUCAUCGACAAAGCCAUAGUGGGGAGAAACCAUAUAAUUGUUUAGAUUGUGGAAAGAGUUUUACUCGGGGAGAUAGCCUAGCUGCUCAUCGACGAAUCCACACUGGGGAGAAACCAUAUAAAUGCCUGGAGUGUGGAACGAGCUUUGCUCGGAAUGACCAAUUGACUGCUCAUCGACGAUUCCACACUGGGGAGAAGCCAUAUAAAUGCUUAGAGUGUGGGAAGAGCUUUGCUCAGAGUUGCAGCCUUGCCGCUCAUCAACAAACCCACUGUGUGGAGAAACCAUAUAAAUGCUUGGAUUGUGGAAAGAGCUUUCCUCGGGCUUUAAAUCUUACUAUCCAUCAACGUGUCCACACUGGGGAGAAGCCAUAUAUAUGUUCAGAGUGUGGAAAGAGCUAUGCUCAUAGUUGCAGCCUUGCUGCCCAUCGACAAAUCCACAGUGGAGAUAAAAUAUAUAAAUGCUUGGAGUGUGGAAAGAGCUUUCCUCGGGCUUUAAAUCUUACUAUCCAUCUACGUGUCCACACUGGGGUAAAACCUUAUAAAUGCUUGGAGUGUGGAAAGAACUUUGCUCGUAAUACACACCUUAUUGAGCAUCAACGCGUCCACACUGGGGAGAAACCAUAUAAAUGCCUGGAAUGUGGAAAGAGCUUUACUCAAAGACAUAGCCUAGCUGCUCAUCAACAAACCCACAGUGGGGAGAAACCAUAUAAAUGCUUGGAGUGUGGAAAGUGCUUUACUCAGAGACAUAGCCUAGCUGUUCAUCAACGAAUUCACACUGGGGAGAAACCAUAUAAAUGCAUGGAGUGUGGAAUGAGCUUUGCUCGGAAUGACAAAUUGGCUGCGCAUCGACGACUCCACGCUGCGGAAAUACCAUAUAAAUGACUAGAGUGUGGAAAGCUUUGUUGCUCACAAGACACAUCUUACUGCCCAUCAACAUGUCCAUACUGGGAAGAAACCAUACAUCUGCUUGCAGAGUGAAAAUAAAUUUGGUCUGAGCUCAGUGCUUAAGAUCCAUCAGUGUAUCCAUACUGGAAAGAAACCAUAUAAAUACUUGAAGUGUGGAAAGCAUUUUGCUGAAAAAGGGUAGCUUAAGUUACAACAAAGAAUUCAUACAGGGGAGAAACUAUACAAAUGUCAACCCAUGAUCAGAGAAUUCACACACGAGAGAAACCAUACAUACAUUUCCAGGGUGGCAAGAUCUUCAGGUUCAACCUUUCUAGGCAUUAUCAUCUAUGGGUGGUUUUUGUUAAAUCUGGCAGGUAUUAUAUACAGCUGCUGAACUGGUUUGGUUAAGGAAUAUUUAUUUCUCAGUUAAAAUAUUUGCAAUAGCAAGUUUAUUAUAAAAUAUGAGUUAUUUGUCUUAUUCAGUGAAGACACGUUACAGACCUUAAGGCAGUGAUUUUCAACCGGGGUUCCGCAGCACGCUGGGGUGUCGUGAGCAUGUCCCAGGGGUACUGUGACAGCGCUACCACCCCCCCACCCCCCGCCGGAAUCAAAUGGAUGGGGAGGUUGGGAGCCUCAUGGGCUCCCUUUAAACAACAUUGAAAAGCAGUGUUGUUUUGUCUGCCUAAAUUCGUUGUGGAAUGGGGGGGAAUUUAAAGGGAGCUCUCCUUUUAACCCCCCCCCCCAAAUCCACACUGAAUUUAAGCAAAGAAACAAUGCUACUUUCAACACUGCUUUCUCUCCCCUUCCCUCUCCCUUGGUUGCCACCCCCUUCCUUUCCCAGUGCCCCUGCUUGCCACCCCCCUCCACAACAAUCACGCAUAUGGUAAAAAAGCACAGAUCAUCAUGGAUCCUCCUGAUUUUUCCACUUGGUCACCCCAAAAUCACCAUCACAUCUCACGCCCCUGGUCACAUGUCUGAACACAACAAUCACCCAUCCCAUGCUCCGUGGCAUCGCAGUGGUGCAAAAAAAGUAGGAGGUGGUGUGGGAUGGGCUGAGGUUUGCUGUUAUGCCCAGUUGGCUCUGUGGUAGAGACUUCAGUGGGGAAGGGCUCUCUGCUUAGGGUCUUGCUGGGGGUAGGAGCAGGGCUGCUGGGGGUAGGAGCAGGGCUGCUGGUGAGUCUCCUGAAAGGAACCAGCCAACUUUGCUGAAGUUUGCAUGGGAGGGGCAAAUGCUGAGGGCACCCAAUUGGAGGUGAAGCUAAUGCCUACAAAACAAGUGCCCAGCCAUCCAAACUUUGGCAAAGUUGGCUGGUUCCUUUUAGGAGACUCAUCAGCAGCCCUGUGGGAAAUUUGGUGGCCCUACCCAGAACAAGAACCCCACCAGAGUCCCCGAUCAAAUCUCCAGCACAGAGCCAGCCAGGCAUAACAGCAAGCCCCAUUGAAGUCUAUGGUAGGAAAAAACAUUUUUUCUCACCAUAGAACUUGCUGAAGAGCCUGGCAGAUUUCUCUGCUCUGAAGUAGCUCCAUUGCAACCAAUAGGGAAAUUUCUGUGGGUACAUAUUUUUCAAAGUAGGGCACCAACCUUUCAGGGUAUCUUCAGGAGACUCUCUUGAUGAUACCACCCAGAUUUGGUGUCCUGACAGCAGUGGGAGAUGGGCCCCACCAUUUUGGGGGUUCAUAAAAUUGAACAAAAAUUGUUCCCAGAGCUGGAAGUGUCCCAGAGGUUCUGUUGAACUCCUUAUAUAUCAGGGUGCAUUCCACAAGUAGAGGUACCUUGAUUCAGUGGUAGACUGUCUGCUUUGCACCGCACAACAGGGCCUGUAUUGUCUAGAUUGCCCGUGGUGACAUCCAGGCAGUCUAGUUGUGCUGCAGUUGCUAUGCUUCAGGGCAGAAAUCCUCAGCAUCCUCUGGAUUGUUAUCUAAACACACAGGAUGAAAGUGCUCAGACUGGUGGAAGGCAAUGAUAGAGGGAGGCAGGUGACUCUUCCUAUGGAGUGAGUUCUAAAGUACAGGUACCAUGAUUGAGAAGGCUGUUUCUUGGCCUCCAGUGGGAGUGUAAAGGUGGCAGAUACAUGUUUUCAAUAAAAUAAAUGAUGAUGGGAAUAGGUGGUCUGGGACUAUGAACAGGGAUGUAACAGUCAAACCCCAAGGUGUUGUAGUCCCACUGUACUCUGCAUUGGUCCAGCCGCACGUGGAGACCUCUUCUCACAAAGGAUGUGGGCAGGAUGGAGCAAGUGCAGAGGAGAGUGAGGAGGAAAGGUUGAAGCAUUUGAGUGUAAUGUAAAUCUAAUGGAAUCAUUCUUUUUUUAAAAAAAAAAUACCCAGUUUUAAAGACUCAGCAUUAUGGAGAGCCCAAAGUAGCAGGUAAAACAUGAUCUGACUUAGCCUCUCACGAUGUCUUCCAACACACUCAAGCCCACAAGCUCCUGAGCAGGGGAUUCUUCAGUCAAGAGCAGGGUUGGAAAGAUGGCCCACCCACCCUAGCAGAGGGAGGGGGAGGCGUGCCAUGCAA